Ilex paraguariensis (yerba mate) is the source of this 2698-nucleotide messenger RNA. The record is from the annotation of a GenBank genome assembly. NCBI's taxonomy places the organism in Eukaryota, Viridiplantae, Streptophyta, Magnoliopsida, Aquifoliales, Aquifoliaceae.
GUUUUCACUUUAAAAAGGUCUUGACCGUUGCUUUUUGCUCAACGUCUCUCUCUCUCUCUCUCCCGAACACAGCAGAACUGUGAUCAGCCAGCUUCUUCAUCUUAUUACCGCCCACCAUAACCAAGUUCAACAGCUAGGGAAAUGACUUAUGAAUCUGGUGAGAAUUAACAGACAACUCCUUUGUGAUCUCCAGUACGAUUCAAGCCUGAAAAAUUCAUAGAGAGGUCCAAGAGUCAAAAGAUAAGAGACCUGAAGUGAGAGAUGGGAUGUUCGACAUCCAAAUUGGACAAUGAAGAGGUUGUGCAACUUUGUAAAGAUAGGAAGGAGUUCAUCAAACAAGCUGUUGAGCAUAGAAGGAGAUUUGCCUAUGGGCACAUUGCUUAUAUCCAGUCCAUGAAAAAAGUUUCUGCUGCUCUACGAGAUUAUAGUGAAGGAGAUGAACCCCGGGAGUUCUUGUUAGAUUCAUUCAAUACCCCACCCUUCACAACCAUAAAGAAAGUGAGUCCCGGGUUCAUCUCGAUAUCACCGAAAUCUUUAUCAGUAAAAUCAAUCCAAUCGACACCAAAUUCAAAAAUUAAAAUAAACUACCUAAGGUCAGGUGGGAAUCCAUCAGUUUCUGUUGAGGAGCAGCCUCAAUCACCGGAAACUGUUAGAAUUGAAACGUACUCCCCAGUCAAUCAAUAUGGGAUGGAUGGGUAUUUCGGAAUGCAAUCCUCGCCCAUGAAUUUCUUCCAUUAUUCCCCUAACAAUAGACCCAACUUUCCUCCCUCUUCCCCUCAAACUUCACAAUGGGAUUUCUUCUGGAACCCAUUUUCAUCAUUAGAUUAUUAUGGCUAUCCCAACAGGAGCAGUAUGGAUCAGACUAUUUUGGAUGAUGAGAUCAAUGGGCUAAGGCAGGUUAGAGAAGAAGAAGGGAUUCCCGAAUUAGAAGAAGAAACUGAACAAGAAGAGACUGACAAUAGAGUAAAUAGGACAGAGGGCAGAGCUAAAGUUGAAGUAAAUUGCACUAGAGAAGAAGUUACUGUUGAAGAUGUUGAUGACGAUGAUGAUGACGAUGAGGAUGGCUGUGAAGAUGCAGAUAGUGGAAAUGAUACUGAGCAUGAAGUGAAAGGAUUCCAAUGCCAUGGCAGUCAGAGCAUGGAAGUAUCCAAUGCACAAAAAAUUGCACAAGUCAGCAAUCAAGAAACAGCAGUUGGUGAUCGACAAGCUAAUGAGGAAACACCAGGGUUUACAGUUUAUGUAAAACGGAGGCCAACAAGCAUGGCUGAAGUAAUCAAGGAUCUGGAAGCUCAGUUUGCAAUUGUUUGUAAAUCAGCAGAUGAGGUAUCUGCUAUGUUAGAGGCUAGCAGGGCUCAGUACACAUCAACAUCAACUGAACUCUCAGCUGUGAAAAUGUUGAAUCCAGUAGCUUUGCUGCGCUCAGCUUCAUCUCGUUCAUCAUCAUCGAGAUUCCUAAUAAACUCUUCAGUUUCAAGAGACGAAGGCUAUGAAAGCAGUAGCAGCUUCUCUGAAGAUUCUUGUAUGCUUUCAUGUAGUCACCAAUCAACACUGGACAGAUUAUAUGCUUGGGAGAAAAAACUUUACCAGGAAGUCAGGGCUGGUGAACGUGUCCGGAUAGCAUAUGAGAAGAAAUGUGCCCACAUGAGGAACCUAGAUGUGACAGGAGAGGACCCUUCCUCAGUAGAUAAAGCAAGGGCAGCUAUCAGAGAUCUACACACCCAGAUUAAAGUUUCAAUACAUUCAGUCAAAGCUGUUUCAAAAAGGAUUGAAACUUUAAGGGAUGAAGAACUUCAGCCUCAGCUCUUUGAACUGAUACAAGGGUUAGCAAGGAUGUGGAAGGUUAUGGCAGAAUGUCAUCAAGCCCAGAAGUGUACUUUAGAUGAAGCCAAGCUCUUACUUGCUGGCAUGCCUUCAAAACUCUCUGCAAAAAAGACAUACACUAUAAUGUCACCUUCUGAGCCACACCGGCUAGUUCGUUCAGCUGCCAACCUUGAGACAGAGCUUCGCAAUUGGAGAGCCUCAUUUGAGUCAUGGAUCACUUCUCAACGAUCAUAUGUUCAUGCAUUAACAGGUUGGCUCCUACGCUGUGUCCGUUCGGAUCCUGACACAUCAAAAUUGCCAUUCUCUCCUCGCCGGUCCAUUGGGGCCCCACCGAUAUUCAGUCUAUGCAUCCAAUGGUCUAGGUUACUUGAUGCCAUCAGUGAGGUCCCAGUGCUCGAUGGACUAGAUUUUUUCGCAGCUGGUGUUGGUUCUUUAUAUGCACAACAACUAAGGGAAGAUUCUCGUCGGACACCGAUUGGUUCAAAGAGGUUCGGAGGGGGUUUUCCAGCAGAAUCGGGUGGCAACAUGGAGUUGAUGGAGGUUGGGAAGUUGGAGGAGGAAAUAGUGACUGUAGAGAAAAUGGCUGAGGUUGCCAUCAGGGUGCUUUGUGCUGGAAUGUCUGUAGCUAUGAGUUCAUUGACAGAGUUUGCCAAUGGUUCAGCUGAAGGAUAUAGUAACUUGGUCAAGCAAUGGGAGAACAGCAAGUGGCCACAGAGUGCAGGUAGGACUGGAAUUUAGUUUCUGGUUUUUUUGUUAGAUAAUUUGGUAAGUUAUUUACAAAUUAGGUAGUUUGGUAAGGGACUCCAUGUAAAUUACAAAUUUAACUUGUAACUACAAAUUUAACUCUACUUUCUUGUUCAAGUUGGGUUGUUUGGUA